This is a messenger RNA of Mucor velutinosus, 1869 nucleotides long. RefSeq lists its product as uncharacterized. NCBI's taxonomy places the organism in Eukaryota, Fungi, Mucoromycota, Mucoromycetes, Mucorales, Mucoraceae. Gene Ontology annotation, molecular function: phosphatidylinositol-4-phosphate phosphatase activity. The coding region runs from base 1 to 1869 and encodes 622 amino acids. Gene Ontology annotation, cellular component: endoplasmic reticulum. The record is from RefSeq and is a predicted model, not a curated record. Gene Ontology annotation, biological process: phosphatidylinositol dephosphorylation. The transcript is spliced from 9 exons.
AUGUACAAACAUUUGAAACUAUAUAUCACAAAGAAGGCCUAUGUGCUUGCACCCGAAACAGGCUCCAAUCUAACAGUGCAUCGCGAUACAGGUGCCCUCGAAUUGACCGAGACCAUUCCCUCUGCUAGCGAGCAAGAAAGCACAUUGAACGUCUAUGGUCUCUUGGGUUUCAUCCAGCUUUUUGCAGGUGAUUACAUGAUGACCAUCACUAAACGCGAGCAAAUUGGUACAAUUCAAGGAAAGGCUAUUUAUCGCGUUAGUGGAUUCCAAAUCUUGCCAUUGGCACAAGACACGAACCGAUUGACUGAGGAUCAGAAAUCCCAAGAGCAAACUUUUGUCAACUUGCUCGAAUCCCAUCUCAAAAACAACACAUUCUAUUUUUCAUAUGAUUAUGAUUUGACGCAAUCCAUUCAAAGACAAGCUCAGUUCAGCAGCGAAAAGUUGGCCGAGCCAUUGUACAAGAGAGCAGAUGAGCGUUUCUUUUGGAAUCGAUUUGUUGCUACGAAGCUGAUUGACGCUAAAUUUGAUACAACAAACUUUAUUUUGCCAGUAAUGCAAGGAUUUGUAGAGUUGAAUCAGUGCAAGAUCAAUGACAAGACUUUUGCGUGGGGUUUGAUUACUCGUAGAAGCAGACACCGUCCAGGCACUCGCUACUUUUCACGUGGUAUAGACGCAAAGGGCCAUGUCUCCAAUUUUGUUGAAACUGAACAGAUUGUCUUGUACGACGGGGCAUCCACUAAUCAGCAAGUUGUGGGGGAGGUAGAGCUCUCGUUUGUUCAGACUCGCGGUUCAAUUCCUGUUUACUGGGCUCAAGUGAUCAACCUCAAGUACACACCUCGUCUUUGGAUUGGAGAGACCAGAAAGAGUUUGGCUGCUGCUCGUGCUCAUUUCGAUGAGCAAAUUCGCAUCUAUGGCCCUCAAAUCUUGGUCAAUCUCAUCAACAAAAAGGGUUAUGAGCUUCCUAUGGGACAAGCUUAUGCUCGCACGGUAGAGCAAUUGAAUGAUCCUCGUAUCUACUAUACGCAUUUUGAUUUCCACUCUGAAUGUAGUAAGAUGCGCUGGCAUCGCAUCCAGCUCUUGGUAGAUCAAUUAAAGGACAAGUUGAAUGAGCAAGGAUACACCUAUUACGAUACUGCUCAAAAGAACCUCAAAAAGACACAGACAUCUGUUGUUCGCUCCAACUGCAUGGAUUGCUUGGAUCGCACCAAUGUCGUUCAGAGCACGCUUGCCAGACACGUUUUGACUCAGCAACUCAAGGAACUCGGCAUUUUGGAAGCAAAUCAAAAAGUAGAGGAUCAACAAGAGUUUAUGAAUAGCUAUAGAAAUGUCUGGGCUGAUAAUGCUGAUGGCGUCAGUUGUGUUUAUUCGGGCACAGGCGCUCUCAAGACAGAUUUCACUCGCACUGGCAACCGCACUAAGGCUGGCGCUCUCAAAGAUCUCCAAAACUCCAUUACGCGUUAUGUUAAAAACAAUUUUUUGGAUGGCUCUCGUCAAGAUUCAUUUGAUCUGUUCCUUGGAAAAUACCAUUUGGUGCAAGAUGCUCAUAGCCCAUUUGUCAGUAACAAGCCUCUCCGUGUCCGUGUUGUACCCUACAUCCUGUUGUUUGCUCUCUUUAUGCUUUUGUUGAAUCUCAUUCGUCCCAAUUACUCGGGAUUCAAGUCCUAUACUUCCUACUUUUUGUUGCUCCUAUUCUGGGUCUCUGUGUUGAUUUCAGGUGUUCGCUUUGCUAUCCAGCAUGGAGAUGAGUUUGUUCAAUGGCCUCAUCUUGUUAAAUUGCCUCCUACAGAUGAUAUUUCUGAGGCUGGUUUUACAGAAAAUGGCAACAUGUCUCCACCCGAGAUUACAAAGGAAGAGUUGCCUGUUCUUUAA